AUGCGUUUGGAAGAGGUGGAUGGAAUAAUCGCACAGUGCGCUCCGGAUGCCCUUAGCAAAGCGGUAAGUAAGCUGUUUCGACGUCUUUUAGCAAAUAUUCUUCUAAACCCCGACAAUCCUACUUUUCGUGCCGUUCGCAUGAAUAAUGCGGCUGUUCAGAGCGCAGUACGGGGUAUACCCGAUUCGGUUGUAGAAGCAUUGUUUAGCAUCAUUGGAUUCAAACUUGAACACCGUUCCGGUUCGGAGCCGCAGUACGUCUUUGGUGGUGACCCACAGGGACUAGGUGAUUCUGAUCGUUUGCUUUCAUAUAUAGAGAAGAGCUUGGAUGAGGCGAAAUUGAGUUCUUCGCAAUUUCGACAUCCUCCCAUCUCCUCCCGCACCGGUUUGGAACGAAACGAGCGAAAGGACCUUCUUAUCAGGGAAAUUAGGCGAAACAUAGCAGAGCGGGGGAGUGAGUCAGGCGCAGGAGCACCCGUUGAAUCUCAAGAUGUGUUUUGUACCGACGAUUUUGCCUCAGUGGAAAAUCUAAAGGACAUUGCGAAACGAACACUUUUAAACACUGGGAGGAUACGUAACGCAUUUUUUGGCUGUCGCCACUUUUCACUUCGUCGGAUGACUCGUGGAAGGGUAUAUGUAUGCAAGGAAGGGUGUCCGGUGAACUACCUUGAAGCACAUUGGCAUCUUUUUACGGGGAAAAAUAUGUUAUAUUCUUAUGUUGCUCACCUUAACGAAGAUGGUUCCUCGGUUGCACACCUUGGUGUGGAACACGGAUACCAGUAUAACUCGCUACCAGGGACUACAAACUUCAGGAAAACCAUCCACUUCUCCGCUAAGCGGACAAAUGAGAAAAAUGGAAGGUUAGACUACUUAGAGCACCCCAAUCAACCUUCAAAGGCAUGUGUCUAUUGCGAUGUCUCGUUUUCACAACUGUUUUUGUGA
Trypanosoma brucei brucei TREU927 is the source of this 939-nucleotide messenger RNA. RefSeq lists its product as hypothetical. Lineage: Eukaryota; Euglenozoa; Kinetoplastea; Trypanosomatida; Trypanosomatidae. The record is from RefSeq and is a predicted model, not a curated record. Bases 1 to 939 code for a protein of 312 amino acids. The transcript has a single exon.